ACGACGGCGCGCCAGAUGGCCCUGCGCAUCCUCAAGGAGGGCGGCGCCAAGGCGUUCUACCGCGGUUUCGGCGCCAACAUGCUCAACUCGUUCUCGAUGCAGUUCGCCUACUUCUACUUCUACACGCUCGUCCGAACGACGUAUCAGAAGAAGUUCCCGCUCGCCGUCAUGACGACUGCGACCGAGCUCCUCCUCGGCGCACUUGCCGCCGCCCUUGGCCAGGUCUUUACGAUUCCCGUCAGCGUCAUUGCGACCCGCCAGCAGCUCGCCAAGAAGCACCUCUCGUUCCGCCGCGCCAUCGCCCACAUCCUGCGCGACGACGGCAUCACGGGCCUGUGGCGCGGGCUCAAGCCGAGCCUCGUCCUGUGCGUCAACCCGGCGAUCACGUACGGAAUGUUUGAGCGCAUCAAGACGCUGUCGCUCAAGCCGGGCGACAAGAUGACGCCGCUCAAGGCGUUUGUCGUCGGCGCCCUCAGCAAGACGCUCGCGACCGUGGUCACGUACCCGUACAUCAUGGCCAAGACGCGCCUGCAGGCCGGCGACGACGACGAGGACGACGACGCGACGUGGCAGGCGCGACACGCGACGGGCAAGCCCAAGAAGGAGCGUUACAACGGCGCCAUCGACUGCCUCCAGCAGGUGUACAGCGAGGAGGGCUUCACGGGCUGGUACCAGGGCAUGCAGGCGCAGAUCACCAAGGCCGUCUUGUCGCAGGCGCUCCUCUUUGGCAUCAAGGACGCUCUCGAGGCCUACACGAUCCUCGCGCUCGUCGCCGUCGCUCGAGUCCGCGGGUCCGCGAUCGGGCUCAAGAGCCUGUGAGGGAGGAGGAAACCGCGCGAGCGCGGGUGGGCGCAGUCUUGUCUUUGUCCGGGCCGCUCUGUUGCGCUGGCGUCCUGUAUUGCGUCGUGUUUUUCGAAUCUCCCUUGACG
Rhodotorula graminis WP1 is the source of this 929-nucleotide messenger RNA. RefSeq lists its product as uncharacterized. The coding region runs from base 16 to 819 and encodes 267 amino acids. Lineage: Eukaryota; Fungi; Basidiomycota; Microbotryomycetes; Sporidiobolales; Sporidiobolaceae. The transcript is spliced from 6 exons. The record is from RefSeq and is a predicted model, not a curated record.